CCCUAAACAAAAACAAGGAAAUAGGAAACUCCUUGUUUCAAAAAUCAAACCAAAAAGUAUCUUUCGUCAAUAUUUUUCAGAGUCAUUUCAAUUCUGUAUUAAACUAUGUUGCAUUUUAAAAUGUUUUUCAAAAUCGAAGCAUUUUAUUUAUAACUAUUGGUUCUUUCAUCCCGAAGGAAUUAUGCUCGCAAAUGUUACACCAGUUAAGUCACUUUAUUUUGGGAAGAUUUUUUACUUUAUUUUUUUAAAAUUUUUUAUAAUAAUCUUGAAAUAACAUGUCAGGCUCAGAUCUCUCAGUAGCUCUGACGGUGAAAGAUGUUUAUGAUUUUGCUUAUGAAAUAGCAGAAGAUUUUGACAAACUUGUCAAUCUUCAUGGCCUUGACUUGACAAGGUCGCUAAUUCAUAAAGUCAUAAACGUUCUUGAAUCUUUGGAAACCAGCGUUCAAAAAAUAGAAUGCCUAGAGAAAGAAAUUGUUGAAUUAAAAUCUAAAUUAACUCACUUAGUUUCUGAAAAGGCAUCUAAUGACUUUAAUAGAGAAAGAUUAAAGAUGACUUUUGAAGAAACAGAAGAAGUGUGGAACAAAGAGUGCCAAAAUUUAAAAGCCAUAAUUUCAAUUCUUAGUUCUGAAAAUAAGCUCUUGAAAAUCCAAGCAACUGCCAAGGAAGACAAGAAUGUUAAAUUAGAUAUUUCUGAAGCUAGUGAAUCUGAAAAAAGUGAAAUAGUUUUGAAGCUCAUGGCUGAUUUACAGAGAAAAGACAAGCAGUUAUCAGAAAUUAGUGAUUACAAUGAUGUUUUAAAGAUGGAGCUUGAACAAGUUCUUCAACUUAAUAAAGUUCUUCAGCUGAGCCAUAACCAAGUUAAAAUUGAUGUGAAAAAGCUGAAGUUUGAAAAGGUUGAUUACGAAAGUAAACUCGAUUUCCUUCAGCAGAAAAUUGCCAAUUUAGAACAAGCUUUAGAGGAAAGAGCAAGUCAAGAAUGUGAAAAGAAAGAGUUUUAUGAAUCACUUAUGAAAGAAAAUAUUACUAUGAAGCAGUUAAAGACGAAUUGUGUUGAAAUGGAUCUAAUUAUCAAUGAACGUAAUUAUAUGCUUGAAAAGAUAGAAACUUUAAAUUCAGAACUCCAAAUUGCAAGAGCUGAAGUUGAAAAGUAUGAGAACAAUUUAAAAGUUUCUUCUUUAAAUGAUCAAAGUACUGAAGCAUCAAAUAUCAGGAAACUAUUUCGUCUUUUUCUCGAAUUUCCUGCCACAAUUCCUGUGUCAUGUUUGGCAUGAUAGCAAGUGUGUUUUUUAUGAGGAUGAAAGUUCUUCUGAUAAUAAUAUACCCAGUGAAAGUCAGUUUAAUGUAGAUGUUGCUCUUAUGUGGCCUUCAAUUAAUGAAUAAUUUUUAUUUCUCAUAUUUAUUAAUUUAUAUUGUAAAUAUAUACAUUUUAUUCUUUGA
Molecule: messenger RNA, 1437 nt
Organism: Uloborus diversus
Lineage: Eukaryota; Metazoa; Arthropoda; Arachnida; Araneae; Uloboridae
Product: JNK-interacting protein 3-like
Exons: 7
Coding region: 276-1271 (331 amino acids)
Source: RefSeq, a predicted model, not a curated record